UCCAAUUUCCUAGUUCAAACUGAAGGCACCAUCGCCGACUUCUUCGACAACAGAUCAUUGAUUCAGCCAUGGUGUUUAUUUUGAAAGGGCCUCCCGGAAGCAGCUCGCUCUCUAACUGACUCCAUCUUGACGCCGGCGGCUCCCUCGUCGCCUCCAUUCAUUUCGUUCGCGCACAGUCGCAUCCGAGUAGCGAGCCCUCCCCUCCUGCUUCUCUCCGCCUGGAAAGAUGGCUGCUCCGGCGGUGGUGGUGAGGAGCUCCGGCCCGCCGCUCUGCCCGAGCUUCGCGGAGGUCUGCUCGUUCCUGGAGAGGUACGGAGCGGCGCUGGACCUUCCCGAGAUGACUUUCCCGGAGAUGGAGGUGUAUCUGCGGGACACCGCGGAAGUUCCCAAACCUCUGGUGGAUCUUCACGUGAAGCUGCUCAGAAAACUGGGGAAGUCUGUGACGACCGACCGCUGGGAAAAAUACCUGGCUAAGGUUUGUCAGGAGCUGAACAGCACGUGGGCCUGGGAGCUGGAGCAGAAGGGGUACCAGGAGAUGUCUAUGGAGUGCAAGUCCAGCAUCCUCAAGUAUCUGUGCGAGUGUCAGUUUGACGACAACCUGAAGUUUAAGACGUUUGUCAACGACGAGGACCCGGAGAAGAUGCGCCUGCAGCCCGUCGGUCGGGACCAGCAGGGCUUGAUGUACUGGCUGCAGCUGGACCAGGACCAGAACAUCCGGCUGUACACAGAGGAGCAGGACGACCUGGACGGAUCCACCUGGAAGUGCAUCGUCAGGAAUCGUAACGACCUGGCCGAAGCUCUGGACCUGCUGAAGGCUCAGGUAGAACCGAACCAGAGUCAAGACCAGAACCAGGCUGGAUCCAGGAGCGACAGUCCUGCAGAGAAAGAAACCGGGGAAAAUAACUUUGGAAUCAGCAAAGAGAAACUCCCCCAAACUACAGCCAGACAAACUGACGACAAGGAAAAGAAACCAUUCAAGCAGGAGGUGAAGCAGGAGGAAACGAUGCCCAUCAAACAAGAAAACACCGAAUCAACAGCGAAGGAAGAGAAGACGGACGUCAAACCGUCCGCCUUCGAUAACCGCGUCAGCACCAUCACUGCCGUCAAAUCUGAACCCAGGGACGCCGCGCCCGUCAUCAAGGCCCCCAGCGUACGAUUGAGCCAGCUCGGCAGGGAGGAGGAUGUGGAGUGGGCCGUGGUCAGGAGCAACCAGCAGGCCAAGAUCCCGCUGAAGAAGAGGGACCUGAAGCUGGCCGACAGCUUCCACAGCAACCACCUCAACAACAGCAGCAUCAUCGUCUGCAACCCUGCAGCCGUCGGCGGCAAAGACGGGAAGCUGCUCAACGCGUUCGGACCCCCGGCGUCGUCGCAGCAGGUCCUCGUGGCGCCCAGGCAGGAGCUGACCAAUGGGAGAGCUGCUCACCCGCCUCACAAAGAGGGACAGAACGGCGUCACGGGGGGCACAGUCCAGGUGGUCGGUCACGUCGGGGUCAUCCGCAGCCCCUCCGAGUAUCACAGAGCCCCCGGCGCUGGGCAGCAGGAGCUAAACGGGCCCAGCUCAGAACCUUUUGGGCCCAGAGGCGGGGAGGGAGACAAAGAGGUGGGUCGGCAAUCAGUGCUGGUGAGGAAGGGACCGGCCGAACAGGAGACCCCGGCAGUCCCCGUCCUUCCUCCAGACACGAGCGGAAAACCUCCGUCCUCCUCGCUGAAACCCAACGGACCUCCUGAAGCCACGGAAAGGAGCGCCGGUCCUGUCGGCGCCUCCUCUCAGGGUGAGGAGGAGUCUGGAGCGAGUCGUCGUCAGGAGACGAGAACAGAAGCACCGGAGCUCAGCGAGGCAGCUCCGGUCAAAGCUGAUCCGGGGAGAGGGAACUCAGAGUCCAGCAGAACCGUUUUAUCCCUGAAAAUACACAAGUGGGACAAAAUGGACGUGCAGGGGCUGAACGGGGGGCUGGCCAGCCGGGUCAGGGUGAAGAGCAGCGGGUUCGGAUCAGAACCGAGCCAGGGUCCACGGGAGGAAGCCUCCUCCGAGCUGCAGAAAGAAGGCAUCCGGUUAAAGAUCAAGAUUCCUCCUCACCGGAGAAACAAGCUGAAAAAGAAGGGAGGAAAGGAGGAGGAGAAAGAGAGGGAGGUGCAGGAGGAGGGGAGGUCGCUGAGGAGGUCUGCAAGGAUCUGCAGAUCAUUUGCUCUGCCAAACUGCAGGCCGAGUUCAAAGGCAGCCGAGAGUCAGAGGAAGAAACCGCAAAAAAAACAGCCGACGCCAGCCAGAACGAGAGAGGAGGAGGAAGAGGAGGAGGAGGAAGGAGGCGACGAGGAGCACGGCUCGCCUGUAGUGAAAGAAAGAAAAGCUGGACCGGCUGGGAAAUUUAGGAAACGAAGGGGCAAACGGCGGCACGGACGACCUCGAUGGACCAACAUUCGCCCGAAGAGACGCAGACCGAACGAGAAGGAGGAGGCAGAGGACGGGGGCAGGAAACCUGGAGAAGAGGAGGAUGAGGAGGAGGAGGAGGAGGAGGAGGAUGAAGGAGUGAGCAAUUCGGAGGGAGAAUCGUGUAAAUCGGAGCAGAUUCCCAGCGAGGACGCCUGCAGUCACUGUGGCCUCCCAAACCACCCGGAACUGAUCCUGCUGUGCGACUCGUGUGAUAAAGGAUACCACACCGCCUGCCUGCGACCGCCGCUCAUGCUGAUCCCAGACGGAGAAUGGUUCUGUCCACCGUGUCAACACAAGAUGCUGUGUGAGAAACUGGAGGAGCAGCUGCAGUAUCUGGACAGCAUUCUGAAGAAACGAGAGCGAGCGGAGAGGAGGAGGGAGCGGCUGGUGUACGUGGGGAUCAGCGUGGAGAACAUAAUCCCUGGAGAGGAGGACGAAGAGGAGGAGGAGGAGGAGGAGGAGAAAUCAGCGAAGCAGAAAGAUUCAAAGAAGAGCAAAAAUCUGGGAAGAAGAUCGACCAGAACCAGGAAACACAUCAGCUACAGGUUCGAUGACUUCGACGACGCCAUCGACGAGGCCAUCGAGGAGGACCUCAGGGACCUCUGUGGAGGAGGAGCAGAGAGGGGCAAAGAAGUCACCCCCGCCCUCCCAGAGGACGGGAAGGUCAGCCAGCGUCCAAUCAGAAAUCAGACUCGAUCGGCCAGGAGCAGGAAGAAGCGGCGCCUGAACGACCUGGAGAGCGACAGCACGGCGGUGGAGAGCGAGGACGAGUUUCAGCUCAGCAACAGCUCCGAGGAUGAGGAGUUCGGUGCAUCCGGGGCAGACGAUGACGGGGAGGAGGAAGACGAGGACGCCGGCAGCGACGGGGGCAGCUGGCACCGAGGGACCCGCCCCAAACGGGGGCCGAGAGGAGCGCCGAAAUAUAAACCAAAGAAGACCCAACGGCAGGGCAGGAAGCGGCGGCGGAGACGCUCCAGCGAGGAAGAGGAGGAAGACACCGACGUAGAGAUGGACUCGGAUCAGUUCAGCGACAUGACCGACAGCGACGCGGACAGGAAGAGGCGGGGUCUGAGGCGGGGCCAGCGACAGCAGGUCAACUACAGGGAGACCUCGGAGUCGUCAGACAACUCCAGGCCCUCCGCUGAGCAGGUCAGCGUGAAACGCCGGGGCAGACCGCGUAAAGAGCGCCUGUCGAGCGACUUCAGCGACGAGUCACAUUCGUCCAAAGACUCCGACGAGGAGGACGCUUACGAGGACGAGGAGGAAGAUGACCAGAGGAGAGUGAAAAAGAGAAGACGAGAGGAGCAGGAGGACCUCCGGGGCAGGAGGAGGCGAGAGAGGCGCAGAGGACACGAGGAGGAGAAGGACGCAGGGGAAGGAGGGAGGAGAGAGAAGAGGAGGCAGCUGGAGAAGGACGACGACAGACGGAGGAGGUUAUCCCGCGAGGAGAAGGAGGAGGAUCUGGAGAAGAUGGGCCGGGGGAAGAGGAGGGAGAUCCUGUCGCAGCAGCGGCGCAGGCGGCUCGCUCAGAUGCUGAAGAAACGACGGCCUUCGACGGACGAGGAGGACGAAAGCGAGGACUCUGAAUCUUCGUCGGAGGAGGAUCGUCCGAUCCGCAAAAGACUCAACCGCAUCGACUCCGACGAUGAAGAGGACGACGGACAGAAGGCGGGAAGUAAAAAGUCCUCGGCGGCGGAGAGGAGGGCUGACAGGAGAAACAGUGACGCUCGGGAAAAGGGGAGGGGCCGGAGCCUGUCCCCGUCGAACAGACAUCAGGCCUCCAGAGGCCCAGAGAAGCCUGGGACUGGAGGUCCAGCUGCGUCCAGGGACAGUGUCACCUCAGGCAGGCAGGAAAGGCACAAUGGCCCCCUUCAUGAGGACGAAGAGGAGGAGGAGGAGGAGGGCCAGUCAGGCUCAGCAGACUCGGUCCAAAACAGCCCUCGGUCAUGAUGGCUGCGCUCGCCUCAGUUCCUCAUCACCCACAGACCCCCUCUUAAAGCCCCCUCAUGUUUCUCACUGUUGUACCGUGGUAGAGUGCCGUUCACCAUCACGCCAUCCAUCCCCACGCUCGGCCGCCGGACCCAACGGACCACUCGGACCAAAACGUCUCGUCAUAGAGUUAGUUUGUAACGAGCGUCGUCAUGCUUAUAACCCUUACAGGGAUAGUUCAGAGCGUUCCGAAGCAGCGUUCUGUGGAAGUUAAUAUCUUACCUGUUGCAGAUAGCUCUUUGAACGACCUCAGUUUGGAGAAAUUCAGUUUAACACCCGGGCUCACGGCUAGUCCCCGCCGUCCUAAAACAACUUCAUUCUCACAAAAAACAAAGUGAACACCAUUUUAUUUUUUAAACCUUUAUAUUUUUCAUAUUAUUUGAUUUACUCCUGCUGGAAGUGCUACAGCUAGCUGCUACAGUUUUCUAUAAAUAAACUGUGACGGGCAGCGGGACGGCUCAGAGGUUAAACAGUUAAUAAAAUAAUGUGAAAUUCAUGUCUUCAUUGUGGGUUCUUUCUCGGUUUUAAAAGGAAUUGUGUGUGCAGGGGGUGUUGUGUUUAGUUUUGUUUCCAGUUUGAACGGGGAAAAAGAAAACCAGGAAAUGAGACGAGGGUUUAGGGAUUGCAAAAUCAGUCAUUUUUUUGUGCUACUUUGACAGUUUGGGUCCAAAUUGAUAUGAUUUAAAAAAAAUUUCUGCAGCUGACAUGAAGGGGAUGGUUUUUUUUUCUCCCAGAUAUUAAUGCUCAUUCUCUCUGUUCUGGUCUAGAUCAUAACUACCGGUGCUUCCAGUUCUUUGAGCUACACUCUGUGGAGCUGAAACCUUGAUCGAUAGUUUGUUCUCUGCCCAGCUGUCAGCCAGUCGUUUAGAAUUAAGCUUUUAUUUCUCCAAACUGAGGCGGACCAAAGAACAAAUUAGUUCACUUUUCCACAGAAAACCGACUCCAGAGGAUCUCGAGUGUUUUGAUAAGUCGGCGUCAGCGCGAACACUUUUAGGUUUUUAUCUCAUUAAACCCAUUUUUGAAGCAUUUAAACAAAAACUUUAGAAGCUUCAGGAACUUACUAAUCCCUAAAGUCUGGUGUAUUUAAACAAAUCAACAUUUAUCAACACAUUGGAGUUGCUCAGAAUCAAAAACUAAAUUCUUACUCGUUUAAAUUAAAUCAAAUAAAAAACAUAAAUCAAGUUAAGAUCCAGAGUGUUCGUUUUCAGGUUGCUCUGUGUUCCACGCUUGCUGUACAUAUUCUGCCUGUUCCGUGUAAGAUAAUAGAUGUCCUGAUAGUCUUCUUGUAAAAUAUAGUGUUAUAUUUUCUAUAUUCUGAAGGUGAGGAGGAGGCGUGAAGAUCCAUCUGCUUUCAGCUUGUUUUGUUUUGAGACCCCCGCUGUGGAAAAAAACACGUUAGGUUUGGUAAACUGGGUAUAAGCUCCGUACAGGAAAUGCGUUAAUGUGAUUUAGUUUUUGUUUGAAGCCCCUUCACGUGUAAAAUCUCUGAGCUGCUCGGCCUCUUCUACAGGUUUUGUAACAUUUCAUAUCCUGAGUAAUAGAACAGAUUUUUUUUUUAAAUUAACGUGACAUUACUGUCUGGGAUUUUUCUUCAACUUGAUGCCACUUUUUUUUCAUUUUCUUCUCUCUCCAUGGAGUCAAAUCACUGUUUAGGUUUUAUUAGUCUGGUCGUGAUUUCAAUGGAAGAGGCUCUGGUCCCUCGUGAUGCCUGUAAUAAACAAAAUGUUUGGUUUUAAAAUUUUAUUUCACGGAGCUUUACUUCAUGUUUUGGGGUUUGUAAAAAGGUUGCCUUUCAAAUGUUAAACAGAUCCGACUUUUUCCAAGUUUCUUUAAACAAAGCUGAGAGUAAAAACGAGUUUUUAGGAGCAAAAUCUACCAACAGGUUGUGAUAAAGUGUUGGCGUGUUCUUUGUAUGAUGCAUGUUUCAGUGGAACAAUCAUUAACGUCCUGGAAAUAAUUUGACUUUGUAUAAAGUAUUUAGAUUAAA
Molecule: messenger RNA, 6407 nt
Organism: Austrofundulus limnaeus
Lineage: Eukaryota; Metazoa; Chordata; Actinopteri; Cyprinodontiformes; Rivulidae
Gene: rsf1a
Product: remodeling and spacing factor 1a
Exons: 18
Coding region: 227-4381 (1384 amino acids)
Biological process (GO): negative regulation of DNA-templated transcription
Cellular component (GO): RSF complex
Molecular function (GO): histone binding
Source: RefSeq, a predicted model, not a curated record